AUGCGUUGCAUGCAGGAGCGUCAAGCCUCGUCCGGAUUGCCUACACUAGCUCAGUCUAAAACCGCGACACAAAACGUACACCAAAAGGCUGCAGAAAAGAAAUCCAGUCGUAAGCGCGCUGCAGCUUCAGAAAAGGAACUCGCCUCUCAUUCUUCCACUGGAGCGCCAUCUUCCAAGCGUGUACGAUUUGAACUUUAUGCCUUACAUAAUAUUUUGGCAAAUGCAGUAGUGACUGCUGCUUCGCAUUUAAUUGUUCUAUCUUCUGAAGACGCCCCUCAGCCAUCUGAGGCAAAUAAUAAUAGUGGAGAGGAAGAUAAUGGUCUUUCUCCACUUCCAACUGGGCUAUGCUCUAGGGAAUUUGACAGCAGUAGUUAA
This is a messenger RNA of Talaromyces stipitatus ATCC 10500, 375 nucleotides long. RefSeq lists its product as uncharacterized. NCBI's taxonomy places the organism in Eukaryota, Fungi, Ascomycota, Eurotiomycetes, Eurotiales, Trichocomaceae. The transcript is spliced from 2 exons. The record is from RefSeq and is a predicted model, not a curated record. Bases 1 to 375 code for a protein of 124 amino acids.